Penicillium longicatenatum is the source of this 330-nucleotide messenger RNA. RefSeq names its product thioredoxin family protein. Lineage: Eukaryota; Fungi; Ascomycota; Eurotiomycetes; Eurotiales; Aspergillaceae. The coding region runs from base 1 to 330 and encodes 109 amino acids. Gene Ontology annotation, molecular function: protein-disulfide reductase activity. The record is from RefSeq and is a predicted model, not a curated record. The transcript is spliced from 2 exons.
AUGGGUGGCAACGUUCAGCUGAUCGCCUCCGCUGAGGAGUACAAGACCAAGGUCACCGAGUCCAAGGAGCCCGUUGUUGUUGACUUCUUCGCCGACUGGUGCGGUCCUUGCAAGGCUAUUGCCCCCGCCAUUGAGAAGUUCAGCGAGACCCACGGCAACGUCAAGUUCUACAAGGUCGACGUCGAGGGCCUCCCCGAGGUCGCCGCUGAGAACGGCAUCUCCGCUAUGCCUACCUUCCUCUUCUUCCAGAACGGCGAGCUGAAAGAGACCGUCCGUGGUGCCAACCCUCCUGCUAUUAGUGCUGCUGUCGCCAAGGUCGCUGCCCAGUAA